Messenger RNA from Mya arenaria, 3844 nucleotides. RefSeq lists its product as uncharacterized. Gene Ontology annotation, biological process: calcium ion import across plasma membrane. The record is from RefSeq and is a predicted model, not a curated record. The transcript is spliced from 16 exons. The coding region runs from base 1014 to 3419 and encodes 801 amino acids. Lineage: Eukaryota; Metazoa; Mollusca; Bivalvia; Myida; Myidae. Gene Ontology annotation, molecular function: calcium channel activity; protein binding. Gene Ontology annotation, cellular component: membrane.
UAGAACUGACGUAUUCAGUCUAAAUAAUUUUGCAUUGAGCCUUUCUGGACUGGGUCUUUUUUAACCUGACUCUUAUAAACUAGAAACACUCCUUUACCAAAUUUAGACAAACCUCGAAGUAACGAUACAAUCAAUGUACCUCGUCGAUGCAUUGAUGAAAUUUGGCCAGCGAAGCGCAUUACGAUGAUAUGGUUGAUUUACUUUAAGGGUGCUUGAGGCCAUCCUUAAAGGGACUCGCUCAUUGUUUGAAAAAUGCGUUCUUGUUUUCAUUACGAAAUAUAGUGUGGCAUAUCAUUAAGGGUGUUAAAACUAAGAAACUGACAGUUGGAACCCUUUAGCAAAUGAUAUUCGCUGUUAAUGUUGUUGCGUGAUUGGUUGAUUGACAUUGUCACAUGAUCUUAUUACUGAUCUAUAAAUCCUAUUGACCUAGUGAUUAGGGCGUAGGUAAUCUAUUUUUUUCUUGACUUUACAGGGUUGGGUUCGCAUCCCACUAAAACCAAAAAGUUUGUAUAGGUAAAUUAUUGUUGUUGUCUUUUUUGCGUUUUCGAAUAAUAGAGUAAAAUAAUGAUAAAAUUAUUAAAAAAAUUUUUUUUUUAUUAAUAAUCAGUUGCAUACGGGGAAAACUAAUUGUUGGUCCAAAAACCUGAGCGAGUCCCUUUAAGCAAUGUUCGCGUUUGUUUUACAGUGAAUGGAGAACAGAAAAGGCAGAUGAGUCAUUGUAGGGGUCAUGCCUCGAUAGAUUUAACCUUUCAGAUACAAGUCGUAUACUUAUGUUUUAAGUUAUAAACGGAAAUGGUUAUAAUAGAUAGCAUGCAUCUGUAGUUCAAUUUGUAUGAGAUAAUGUAGAACAUUAUUUAAUUCUGAUGUUAACAUACUUUUAUCGUUACUAUUGAAUUACUCAACAAAGCUUAAAUGGAUGUGCAUUAUUCAUACAUUAAUGAGGACUAGCUUAUCAUAGUCAAACCGGACCCUCUCUCAGGCCUGUAGAGACGACGUGAGUUAAAGCGGAAGCGAUGCCCGUCGUCAAGAACAAGGCGCGGGAAGGUGGCCAGUGGCGCCGGAAACAACACAGGGAAAAGGGAAAUUCGGACGCUGACAUCGAACUCGAGGACUUAGAUAGAGUGUUAAGAAGCGAGACAUCGCUGUCCCUUGCAUCGGAACUCGGCGAGUCGGCGGCUUCCGACCAAUUCCAGAGGGAGGUUGCUCACAAGACUCGAGCACUUUUGAUUGGUCGACAAGAAGCGGAAACGGAAGUAUUCACAGAUAUGAUAGUGAGCAAGACCGGAAAUCUUGACAGGGCGCUUAUCUACGUUUUGGAACAUUUGAAAAUCGAGUCGAAGAUCCAGGUGAUGGUGAACAGCCUGAUCCACCGGGGGGCCAACUCUUCCGCCACCGACGAAUCCCUCAAGACCCCUCUACACUUUGCAGUCGAGCGAGGACUCAAAGGCGUGGCUGGCAAACUACUUGAGAACGAUGCUCUUCCACACUCCCGGGACAAAAAGGGACGCCUUGCCCUGGAGACCGCACUCAAACUUGAGAAUGACGAGCUCGCCGCCCUCCUUCUGGCCUAUAUGCCAAACAGAUUUGUCCGUUGUCUUUUUCUUGCUGACAAAGGAAAUUCAGCCGAGUUCUGUCUCCACAAACUGAUUAGAUCUGAGAAAUUACAGAAAACAGUAUUGUCGGUGCUGGAUUGUAUGAUCGAGCCGCAAGGUUCCGCGGACAAUAUUAGGGUGUACUACGGCGCCCUGGAGGCGGACGAGGCUGGGCGGCCACCCGACCACCCACAGUUCCAACACACCGACAAGUCAUGCAUGCAGAUCAUCGCUAAACAGGGGAAUAAGAACAUAGUGUACCAUGAUACGGUCCGUUUACUUAUUCGACGAAAGUGGAAAUUGUAUGCUCGUAAAAGAUUUGAACUAAACACGGCCAUCUUCAUGUUCUCGCUGUUCUGCAUGACGUUCGCAGCGGUGACGUCAGUGAUGACCCCGGACCCAACAAGUUACCAUGGUACCCUGCACGUGGCACGAGCCGUUUUCGAGGUCCUGUCGCUGAUCAUGGUCGCAUUCACAUUGUUCACGGAAUUCAAUCAGCUGAGAAGGCACCGACUGGAGUAUUUCCACGACGUGUUUAACUGGUUCGACUCCUCCGCCUCGUUCCUCAUCCUGAUUGUUGUCCCUCUUCGCUUUACGGAUAAUAUUGCACAAUGGCACGUGCUUGCAUUCGGAUACCUCCUCUGGACAUUGCGGAUAUUCAAAUUUGCCGCCGUGUUUAGACAGAGCGGUGCCUAUGCCCAGAUCCUGUCCCGGAUCCUGGCAUAUGACUUCAUGCAGUUUGGCCUGGUGUUCCUCGUCAUCCUCCUCGCUUUCUCCGUGUCCUUCUAUCUCGCUCUCCGUGGUGACUCCGGCCUUAACGUCCAUGAUGAAACCAGCACGUUUUGGGGGAUCCUGUUUGUUGGUGUGCGGUCCCUGACGGAGGCGGCGCCGGUCGUGGAAUACACAGGCGAUAAUGGAUACGGAACUGUGAGCGUGAUACUGAUGCUGUGCUUCCUGUUCACGUGUAUCGUGAUCCUGCUCAACAUCCUGAUCGCGCAGCUCACCGACACGUAUCAGAAGGUACAGCAAGACGCUCAGCGAGGCCUCGAGGCUAACCGUGCUUGGAUUGUCUCCAGGGUAGAGCUGAACUCAUUCGUCUUUGGACAUCGCUAUUUUAACCGGAAAACGUACUACAAAGAGUGUGAAGACAUUAAGGACAUGAAAUCCGUGUUGGACAAGUGGGAAUCGCCUCCCCUGAACGAGAUGAGCAAGUACGUUCGGGACGUCUGGGACUCGCUCGACUCGCACCGUAUGUCCCUUCUCACCGUCCAGCAGCGACUCGCCCGCCAGGAAAAUACACUUAGAGACAUACAGGAGCAACUGCGCUGCCUCCUGUUGGUGCAGGCGCCAGGCUUAGGUGUAGAACGGCCGCGAUUUUACCGCAGCGACACAGAAGAUGGACCAAAUCCUGUGCAGCCUACGGGAAUGCGGAGAGAAAGUGGACGGGCAAGGGCGGGUCAAUCAACAAACGUUCCUAGUACCGUACCGGAAAACGAAAUCGAUAACUUGAUCAGGAACUUAUCUGAUAGCAUACCAGAAGACGAAGUUGAUAACAUACUCAACGAGUCUAAUUUCAUAACCAAAGAAAGUGCUUAUAUUGUAAGACAUUCUCAAGACAUUAAUAGAAAUUCACAACCCACCCAACAAGACAAUAAGCCUGUUGAAACAGUAGAACAGCGUGAUGAAGAGGACACUGAAUUUUUUGAAAGUGCUGAGGUCUCAAUUGAUAAUAGUUUCCCUGAGAGGAAAUCUAUGCAUAGACAAGACUCUGUACAUGAGGACGAUAUUGAGGUGAAUGUAGAUACAAAUAGUCACGAUGACCUCUAGGACAAUUCUUACAGAAUCUAGGCAUAGAUGCUCAGGUGAAAAUAUCUGUUUUGAAGUCAGUUUUAUACGAUAGUUUCAACAUAGUCAAAAUCGUUUUCGCUCAUUUUAAGUUUUGAAUUGUCUCGUCUAUAGGUCUUUUUUCGAGAAAUUACUUCAUGGCUAUAAUUGACGACCAGUCAACAAAUGUAAAUUGAACAAUAUUUGUAAAUCAUGCACAUGCUUGCUGGGUUAGUAUAUUAUAUACAUCUACACACAUUUAGAAUAUCAAAUAGUAUACUUGUAAUUUAGUUAUAGUGAUGACAUAAUACUAAAAUAUGCCAAGGAUAUUAUAUAUUUCUAGCCUAGGUAACAGGAUAAGUCAGUUGUUAGGCUAUAUGAACGUCAUUUAUAUGUAACAUAAUUUAUUAUGUGAAUUUGCUGCUGUA